AUGCAGUCUUCUCCAAACAUGCUCACCAAGGUACGCCCCUCGAUCUGCCCCCGGACACCCAUCACCCCAUCCGGCCCCCGUCACAUCUCAUGGGAUCGUUCAAUUGCAGCUGCUAACGUCUCCUUCUUCGCACAGUUUGAGUCGAAAUCCUCCAGAGCCAAGGGAAUCGCAUUCCACCCGAAACGGCCAUGGAUUCUCGUCUCGCUGCACUCUUCGACCAUCCAGCUCUGGGAUUACCGCAUGGGCACCCUCAUUGACCGCUUUGAAGAACACGACGGCCCCGUUCGAGGCAUCGACUUCCACCCGACUCAGCCCCUGUUUGUCUCCGGCGGUGACGACUACAAGAUUAAGGUCUGGAACUACCAGACCCGGAGGUGUCUGUUCACAUUGAACGGCCACUUGGAUUAUGUGCGCACAGUGUUCUUCCACCCUGAGCUGCCAUGGAUUCUCUCUGCGUCCGAUGACCAGACAAUUCGAAUCUGGAACUGGCAAAACCGUUCUUUGAUCUGCACCAUGACCGGUCACAACCACUAUGUGAUGUGCGCUCAAUUUCACCCUACCGAAGACCUCAUCGCCUCCGCCUCUCUGGACCAGUCCGUUCGUAUCUGGGAUAUCUCCGGCCUGCGCAAGAAGCACUCUGCCCCGACCUCGGUUUCCUUCGAAGAUCAGAUGGCUCGAGCCAACCCCAACCAAGCUGAUAUGUUCGGCAACACCGAUGCGAUUGUCAAGUUUGUGCUAGAGGGUCAUGACCGUGGUGUGAACUGGGUUUCUUUCCACCCAACACUGCCAUUGAUUGUUUCCGCUGGUGACGACCGAUUGAUCAAGCUGUGGCGCAUGAGUGAUACCAAGGCCUGGGAAGUCGACACUUGCCGCGGCCACUUCCAGAAUGCCUCCGCCUGUCUGUUCCACCCUCACCAGGACCUCAUCCUCUCCGUUGGUGAAGACAAAACCAUUCGUGUGUGGGAUCUCAACAAGCGUACCUCUGUCCAGUCUUUCAAGCGUGAUCUCGAUCGAUUCUGGGUGAUCGCCGCCCACCCCGAGAUGAACUUGUUCGCUGCAGGCCACGAUACCGGUGUGAUGGUGUUCAAGCUGGAGCGCGAGCGACCCGCCUCUGCUGUCUACCAGAACCAACUCUUCUACAUUACCAAGGAGAAGCACGUCAAGUCGUACGAUUUCGCCAAGAACGUCGAAUCGCCUCCGAUGUUGUCUUUGCGCAAGCUGGGCUCACCCUGGGUGCCCCCGCGCACCGUCUCCUACAACCCCGCCGAGCGCGCCAUUCUCGUCACUUCGCCGGCUGACAGUGGAACAUACGAGCUGAUUCACCUUCCCCGGGAUGCUACCGGAGCUGUCGAGCCUACCGACGUCAAGCGCGGCCAGGCCACGUCUGCGGUCUUCGUGGCCCGCAACCGCUUCGCUGUCUACAACCCUUCGAACCAGCAGGUUGACAUUAAGGACCUCAGCAACUCCACGACCAAGACUAUCAAGCCCCCCGCCGGUACGACUGACAUCUACUUUGGUGGCACUGGUUGCCUCUUGUUCAUCACCCCCACCCACGUCGUUCUCUACGACAUUCAACAGAAGAAGCAACUGGCAGAGGUUGUUGUUUCUGGUGUUAAGUAUGUGGUCUGGUCUAAUGACGGUCUCUACUGCGCUCUCCUCAGCAAGCACAAUGUUACCAUUGUGACCAAGACUCUGGAGCAGGUCAGCACCCUGCACGAGACCAUCCGCAUCAAGAGUGCUACCUGGGAUGAUUCCGGUGUCCUCAUCUACUCCACUCUGAACCACGUCAAGUACUCCCUUCUGAAUGGUGAUAAUGGAAUUAUUCGCACCCUCGACCAAACUGUUUACCUCGUCCGUGUCAAGGGACGCAACGUCUACUGCCUCGACCGCAACGCUCAGCCCCGUACCCUGGAGAUUGACCCCACCGAGUACCGCUUCAAGCUGGCCUUGGUCAAGCGCAACUACGACGAGAUGCUUCAGAUCAUCAAGACCUCGAGCUUGGUUGGUCAGAGCAUCAUCUCGUAUCUGCAGAAGAAGGGCUACCCAGAGAUCGCUCUGCAAUUCGUCCAGGAUCCUCAGACCCGCUUCGAUCUGGCUCUUGAGUGCGGUAAUCUCGAGGUUGCCAUUGAGAUGGCCCGCGAACUGGACCGCCCCAACUUCUGGAGCAGACUCGGUGCCGAGGCUCUUGCCCACGGUAACCACCAGACUGUCGAGAUGACCUACCAGAAGCAACGUAACUUCGACAAGCUCUCCUUCCUGUACUUGUCCACCGGUGACCAGGAAAAGCUUGCUCGUAUGGCCAAGAUUGCCGAGCACCGUGGUGAUUUCACCUCCCGUUUCCAAAACGCCAUCUACCGUGGGGACGUCGAGGACCGGAUCCAGAUGUUCAAGGAGGUUGAUAUGUACCCUCUGGCCUAUAUGACCGCCAAGGCUCACGGCUUGAUCGAGGAAGCCGAGUCCAUCCUCGAGGCCUGUGGUCUCACUGAGGAUCAGAUCGUGCUGCCCACGCUCGAGAGUCCUCUAACGGUUCCUCACCCCAUUGUUCCCACCUUCAAGUCCAACUGGCCCGUCAAGGCUGCCGGUCACUCUUCCUUCGAGAAGGCGCUGCUCGGCGAGGUUGGUGCGGCCGACGACGAUGCCGGCGCCGAUGGCUUCGAGGUUGAGGAGGACGAUGAGGAGGCUGUUCUUGCCAAGGAUACCCUCGAUGAUGAUGAGGAAGAUGCCUCUGGGUGGGAUAUGGGUGACGAUGUUAACGUGGAGGAAGAGGUUGACUUUGUCAACGUGGAGAACACUGAGGCCGGUGCAGGCAGCUCCGAGAGGCUGACAUCUGGGCUCCUUCUGAACCGCCAGGUUGGUGCCGUGCAAUUCGCUCCUCUGAAGAACCGAUUCCUUGAGGUCUUCAAGGCCUCCAAGACUUACCUCCCCGCAACUGUUGGCCUGCCGCCGCUGGUCAACUACGUGCGGAGAACCACCGAUGAGACAGAUAGCCGCAAGGUUCUGCCCAUCAUUCCUCGGGACCUGGAGACUAUUGCUAGUGUUGAUCUCCAAGAGGGAUAUGCCGCCAUGCGGGGCAACAAGCUGGAGGAAGGUGUGACGAUUUUCAAGCGCAUCCUGCACAGCCUUCUUGUCAACACCGUCUCUUCUGAGGCAGAGGUUGAACAGGCCAAGAAGAUCAUUUCCACCGCUCGGGAGUACAUCCUUGCCAUGUCCAUUGAGCUGGAACGCCGCUCCAUCGGCACCGAUUCCCCGGAUGGCCUGAAGCGCAGUCUGGAGCUGUCAGCCUACUUCACCAUCCCCAAGCUGGAAGUUGCUCACCGACAGCUGGCACUCAUGGCCGCCAUGAAGCUGGCCUUUGCCAACAAGAACUACAACUCUGCCCUUGGCUUUGCCAGCCGCAUGCUGGCCAACGGAGGUUCCGCCAAGCUCCUCGAGCAGGCCCGCAAGAUCAAGGCUCAAUGCGAGCGUAACCCGCAAGAUCAGAUCGAUGUCGAUUUCGAUCCCUUCGCCGAGUUUGAUAUCUGUGCCGCCUCACACACCCCGAUCUUCAGCGGCUCUCCUUGUGUGACUGACCCAUUCACCGGUGCCAAGUACCACGAGCAGUACAAGGGCUCCGUGGACCGGAUAUCCGAUGUCACGGAGAUUGGGGCGCCGGCCAGUGGCCUGCGUCUGUUCGUGCCCAGUCAAUAUUGA
This is a messenger RNA of Penicillium argentinense, 3690 nucleotides long. Its product is annotated as coatomer subunit alpha. The transcript has 6 exons. The coding region runs from base 1 to 3690 and encodes 1229 amino acids. Gene Ontology annotation, biological process: endoplasmic reticulum to Golgi vesicle-mediated transport; intracellular protein transport; intra-Golgi vesicle-mediated transport. The record is from RefSeq and is a predicted model, not a curated record. Gene Ontology annotation, molecular function: protein binding; structural molecule activity. Lineage: Eukaryota; Fungi; Ascomycota; Eurotiomycetes; Eurotiales; Aspergillaceae. Gene Ontology annotation, cellular component: COPI vesicle coat.